CAUUAUCAUUUGACACAAAUGAGAAGUUAAGUUGCCUCGUUCCGCGUAUUUCACCUAAAAUUCACGAGGAGUUAGUCAGAUUCUGGGUCUAAAGCGACUGAAAGGCUAUGAAGUUACGUCUGUGCGAUAAUGUGUUGUUGGUUCUGAUUCUGAGUAUUGUUCAGAUGAAUUGGGUUUACUCUCAGGAUCACCAAUGGCCUCUUCACACAGUGUGCAGCUCAGACAGACUCACGGUGACCUACAGAAGCUGCGACCCUUUACAGGAUGUCGGUUUCACUUUCCUGCCUUGCCCUAACAGAUUGAUCGGUCCUAUAAAAAUCAGAUUGGCCCUUGUUCUGAGACAGUCCAUCUAUGAGCUUUAUUCAUCACUUGAGCUUCUGCUAGAAGACACCCAUGUAUUGAGUCGGGAAGAUCCGCUCUGUCUUCCUCAUUUCCCACGGUUCACUUUUUGUGGAAGCAUGAAAGGAGAGCUCGUCACCAUAGAUUCAUCCUUUCAGUCAAAACUAGACCUUCCUCUAAAGGGUAAUUUUCAUCUUAAUCUACAUGCAAUAAACCAAGACGGCUUCCAGAUUGCCUGCGUUAAUGCAACUAUAUCCAUCCAGUAGUGAUCCUUCAAAACUAGACGACCUGAGUGUUUUCUCACAGUGUGUUGAGCUCAGACGUUAUACUGCAUUUCAGCAAAGGGGUUUAAUCAAAAUUAAUUGUGUUGUUCCUCUUUGGGACAUUAUUGUUGUUUCUUCAAAAGGGAAUUGAGUGAAUGUCAUCAUGCAUGCAGGAUUUUUGCUGCUUUCAUGUGAUUUCAUAAUUAUCUUGUUCCAGAAGUGUUUCACUCAGAUAGUCACAGUAUAGGCAAGAAAAUACAUAUUUUUUGUUUCAAGCCAAAAAAUAAAUAAAUAAAAAAGAUUUAGCCUAUAUUACUACAUGUUGAAAUGCUAUGAUCUGAACAAAGAGUGAAAAAAAUCAUUUGAAUAUUUUUUUUUUUACAUAUUUGUCAUUAACUGCGCCUGUGCCAAAUGACAAAUGUUUUUGCAAUAAAAAAAAGCUUGUCGAAUUGCACUAUUUGAAAAAAUAAUGCAUUGCAUUUUUAGGGCUUGCGUUUUUAUGGGCUGAAAUUAAACAUGGCUGUAGCUAUUUAAACAGUGAAUAUUUCAAUUCAAAGCAUUUCAAACACAUUAAAAAAAAAUCAAUAAUCCAUAUUCACCUUUUAGAUUUCAACUCCAAAAUAGUAUUCAUUCUAUUUAAAAAUACAACCUAUAAAAUUCGGCAGACAAGUUUUAGUUCGAUUUUAUUUAAUUUUCAAUUCAGCGGUUCAAAAAGUUCGACAGAAAAUUCAGCAUUAGAACGGCAGGAAUAUCAGUAGAUUGCCGAUUGAGAGCUGUUAGUCUCACCAGCAGGGGGCGCAAACGGCUGUUGAUCAUUACCACUACUAGAGCAAGCAACGGGUGAGAGAGUCAUUCAUUCAUAAAAACGGAUAUACAAACAAAUGAAAACAAGCUUUUUUAUUUCAAAAACAUUUGUAUUAUUUUAAUUCCAUACAGCUUUGCUCAGAAUAAAGCUUAGGCCUAUUAUUAAUAGCCAGUGUGAAGUGAAUAUCAUUAUUAUGUUUUACUUUCAAUAAAGAUUUAAUUUCUCCAAA
This is a messenger RNA of Pimephales promelas (fathead minnow), 1636 nucleotides long. Lineage: Eukaryota; Metazoa; Chordata; Actinopteri; Cypriniformes; Leuciscidae. The record is from RefSeq and is a predicted model, not a curated record.